Messenger RNA from Papaver somniferum (opium poppy), 1850 nucleotides. Its product is annotated as selenium-binding protein 1-like. The record is from RefSeq and is a predicted model, not a curated record. Gene Ontology annotation, molecular function: selenium binding. The transcript is spliced from 7 exons. The coding region runs from base 201 to 1667 and encodes 488 amino acids. NCBI's taxonomy places the organism in Eukaryota, Viridiplantae, Streptophyta, Magnoliopsida, Ranunculales, Papaveraceae.
UGAAACUUAACUUCGUAACUCACGUGUCCUAUAUAAGUACAAGAACUGUAGUUGUAAAGAUAUGGUCCAUUCUCGGGAAAGAAUCCAUUGCAGUGAUCUCACAUUGAGAAAGUAAGUGACCGGGAGAAAACUCUGUUUUUGUAGCAAACUGAACUCCAUUUGAAGAAGAAGAAGAAGAAGAAAAGAGAAGAAAGAUUGAGAUGGAUCCUGUUGUUGUCCAACAUGCGGAAAUGAGUACUAAAACUAAUGGUACUUGUUGUAGUAAUAAGAAAGGACCUGGUUAUGCAACUCCAAUUGAAGCUGUGUCUGGUCCUAAAGAAUCUCUGCUCUAUGUUACUUGUGUUUACUCAGGAACAGGAAUAGAGAAGCCCGAUUACUUGGCUACAAUAGAUGUUGAUCCAAGCUCGCCAAGCUAUUCGAAAGUGAUCCAUAGGAUGCCUGUUCCUCAUGUGGGUGACGAAUUGCAUCAUUCUGGGUGGAAUUCAUGUAGCUCUUGCCAUGGAGAUCCAUCCGCCAGCCGCCGUUUCCUCAUUUUACCGUCACUGUUGUCUGGUCGUAUAUAUGUGGUUGACACAAAGGAUCCAAAGGCUCCUAGUGUGCACAAGGUUGUUCAGUCAGAAGAAAUUGUCCAAAAGACUGGAUUAGCAUAUCCACAUACUUCUCACUGCCUUGCCUCUGGUGAUAUCAUGGUCUCAUGCCUUGGAGAUAAAGAUGGAAAUGCUGAGGGAAAUGGGUUUCUUCUUCUUGAUUCAGAAUUCAACGUUAAGGGAAGGUGGGAAAAACCAGGACACAGUCCUCUUUUUGGUUAUGACUACUGGUACCAACCACGACAUAAUACCAUGAUCAGUACAUCUUGGGGAGCUCCAUUGGCUUUCACAAAGGGCUUUAACCCUCAGCACGUAUCUGAUGGUCUGUAUGGAAGACACAUAUACGUCUACAGCUGGCCUGGAGGUGAACUUAAACAAACACUGGAUCUUGGCAACACAGGGCUGAUUCCCUUAGAGAUUAGGUUCCUUCAUGAACCUUCAAAAGAUACAGGGUAUGUUGGGUGUGCAUUAUCUAGCAACAUGGUGAGGUUUUUUAAGGAUCCCAAUGAUUCCUGGAGCCAUGAGGUUUCCAUCUCAGUGAAACCAUUGAAGGUGAAAAACUGGAUUCUUGCUGAAAUGCCAGGACUUAUCACUGAUUUUCUUAUCUCUCUCGAUGAUCGUUACAUGUACUUUGUUAAUUGGCUUCAUGGAGAUGUUAGGCAAUAUAACAUUGAGGACCCCAAGAAUCCUGUUUUAAAAGGACAACUUUGGGUUGGUACACUGCUUAAAAAGGGAAGCCAGGUUGUGGCAGAAGAUGAAAAUGGGAACGACUGGCAGUGUGAUGUUCCUGAGGUUCAGGGUAAGCAACUGAGGGGAGGCCCUCAAAUGAUCCAGUUAAGUUUAGAUGGAAAACGGCUUUAUGUGACAAAUUCUCUCUUCAGCAGUUGGGACAAACAAUUUUAUCCAGAGCUCAUGCAGAAAGGUUCUCACAUGCUACAAAUCGAUGUUGACACUGAGAAAGGAGGUUUAGCGAUAAACCCCAACUUUUUUGUCGAUUUUGAAUCUGAACCUGAAGGUCCUUCACUGGCUCAUGAAAUGCGGUAUCCUGGUGGUGAUUGCACUUCGGACAUUUGGGUCUAAACCAUGAACUUCUCAUAUCAAAAAAUAAAUGAGGUCAACUUUGUCAAUUGUCAGAAUAAGCAGCCCCACAAGAUUUAUUUAAAUUUGUAGCUCUGUAUCAUCAAGUUACAUGUUCUGUUGGCAAGUGAAAUACUGUAUCCUGGAUACUUGUUAUGAAUAAAAUUGAUCUGAAUCUUUGCUCCA